Messenger RNA from Spathaspora passalidarum NRRL Y-27907, 603 nucleotides. RefSeq lists its product as uncharacterized. The record is from RefSeq and is a predicted model, not a curated record. The transcript has a single exon. Bases 1 to 603 code for a protein of 200 amino acids. NCBI's taxonomy places the organism in Eukaryota, Fungi, Ascomycota, Pichiomycetes, Serinales, Debaryomycetaceae.
AUGACAAUUAUCUUCCCAACCUCCAUGAUCCUUACUGCAAUGUGUUGGGGCGGCAGAUUUACGAGUACUACUGCUCUUGGUACUGCUAGUUCUAACACUGCUGCUCUUGGUGCUACUAGUUCUGGUGCUGCUAGUUCUGGUACUACUAGUUUUGGUACUGCUAGUUCUAACACUGCUGCUCUUGGUGCUACUAGUUCUGGUGCUACUAGUUCUAACACUGCUGGGCUUGGUGCUACUCUUGGUGCUACUAGUCUUGGUAGUGCUAGUUCUGGUAGUGCUAGUUCUGGUAGUACUGGUUUUGAUGCUGCUACUGCUUGUUCUGGUACUGCUUGUUUUGGUAAUUCUGUGUUUGGUUGUGCUGCAUUUGGUUGUGCUAUGUUUGUUGGUACUAUGUUUGGAGCUGCUGCUUGUUUUGGUACUACUGGUUUUGGUGGUGCUAUGUUUGGCAGUACUGUGCUUGUUGGUACUAUGUUUGUUGGUACUAUGUUUGGAGCUGCUGCUUGUUUUGGUACUACUGGUUUUUGGUGGUGCUAUGUUUGGCAGUACUGUGCUUGUUGGUACUAUGUUUGUUGGUACUAUGUUUGGAGCUACUACUUGGUUUGA